CUUCUUCUUCAUCCCCGUUUGUUGUGAAGUCAUUCGCAGAACAAAGAUGUUUCGGCAAACAGAGCUUGUGACUCAUAGAAUGCUCACUGCCUGACCGCGAUAAUAUUCGGCCUUUUCUCCCCGGAAGAAAUUUCACUACCUUCGCUGCAGCCGCUCCCUUCGCAUCUUGUUACUCCUUGACACUGCAUUUUCCCAUUCCGAUUACAGCCUACCACGGCGCAAGCCUUCGGCUACGAAAAGGGGAAGUUAAUACAACCGUGCAGACUGCGUGAUAGGCGCGCCGAACAGCAAUGACCACGAUACCUUCCUUCGCCUUCCAAGACAUGGACGCACCCCACCUGGAUGACAAGAUGGACGUAGCCUCAUCACCUUUUCGACAGGCUGAUGAUAUUGACAUCGACCUUGAUUCAGUUCGUGACCCUUCUGUCGUUGGAUCUGUUAACGACGACAUGAUCGACGACGAGUUCGCUGGACUGGACAACAAUGAGACCGAUCUCAUGCAGGAUCAGCCUGAAGAGCCCUUGCCCGAGGAUGAUAUGGUAGAUGACACAAAUCCGGAUGAUAUCGACUACAACAUGGAUGGCGACAAUGACGAAGCUCAAGUUGAUGAGGAUGAGGACAUAUUGUAUGAGGAAGAGGAAGAUAUUGAGCAGACAGUGCAAGCGACAGGGGUUUCCGGCGAGAUCAACCUAGACGAAGAGCCUCGGAGCUAUAAAGUGGUGGGUGCUGAAGUCGAUCUGGUUGGGUUUGCUGAAGGGCCUGAAGCUCAAGUUACAAUGGCUGGCGAAGCACAUGUUGAGCCUGCCUCGGGAGCUACGGCUUCUACCCACGAAGAGGAAGAGAUCCCCGAGGAUGUUCAGGCCACUGCUGCCGACACUGUCCGAAAGACCUCAGAACCACCAGCGGUACAGGCAGGACAAGCAGCUGUCACGCCGCAAGAAGAGUCUCUCCAACAAGUCCAUGUUGAGCACGACUCUCAUCUACCUACAGAAGCUGAGGCCAAGCAAUCUCCUGCCGGAUCUGAACAUGUCGAGCAAUACUCCGAGUCGGUUUCGCACGCUGUUGAUGCCAGCGCAUCGGUGUCAAAAGAGCUUGAAGCUUCAGAGCAGGUGGAAGAACCUCACGUUACCCCAGCUCAAGGCCUACAUCCUGUGACCUUGGUCUACCUGGAUGAGGAAAUGUCACUGUUCCCGCCCUUGAUUGGAGACGCCUCUGCCAUAUACUUUCUCCAAGACCCUUCACUCGCUUCCGAGCCGCUGGACAAACUGCUGGCAGCAUGCCGUGAAAUAUUGACUGGAACUCUCGACCAUCAUGAUGAACUCGUCCUUGACAUCAGCUCACUAGGACUCCACAUCUGCGAAGAUUCGAAAUAUGCAUCUCAAUUGAGUCUGUCUCAGAUCAUUGAGACGUACCUACAACUCUGUCACAAUGACGGCAGUGAAGAGUCGCCUCCUUUAUAUUGUUAUUUGAGCAGCCGCGUGAGUCUGGCUUCUCAAUAUGCCUAUCUGUCCUACUCAGCUACUGAAGGCAAAGGAUUCUCAGAAGUUGCUGCUGAAUACGUUGAUACCCCUGAACCGGCAGAAGCCCAUGCAGAGACGGCUGAGGAUGAGCACGAAGCUGAAGGUGAUGACGAACAGGAGUCACCUGCGGAAGGACCUCGCGUUGACGCUGCAUAUACAGCCGCUGCCGAGCCAGAGAAUAUUGACCAGUACGAAGAUACCACAGCAGGGAACUUGACGGAGCAGCAGACCGCAGAACAUGUGACUGAUGAAGCCGCUGGAAUGCCAGAGGCUGACUCAGCCCUCAUUGAGGCUACCGAACAACCUGUUGAACCUAUUUCAGCUGCUCAAGAACCUAUUGAUGCGAAUAUUGCUCCUGAGACCGAGCUAUCUGGCUCAGCCGGCAGUAAUGUGGAAGAUGAGAGUGAGCAUCCGAAAGCCCACGAUCUUGACGAACUAGGAGAAGAACCGUAUGUUGAGCCUACAAAUCAUCAACAACCUCAAAGCCACGAGGACGAGACCAACAGCUCACAUACCUUGGAAGCAUACUCGCUGGAGAAUGAACCUGGUGAAGCCUAUGCUAGCGAAGGUGAGGUCGAAAACAUGUUCGAUGAUUCUUAUGAGCAUGUGGAUCUUGAACACAAUGAGGCUGCACAUGAACCGCAAGAAGAAUUCGAGCCCUACAAUGAAGAAGAACUCUUCCCCAAAGAUGAAGAAGGCAGAUUGAUCGAAGAUGAGUCAGUCACUGCUCUGCCAGUUGCAAACGGAUCUCAUCACUCUUCGGCUCCUAGUCUCCAACCUCCACAACCUGCCAGUCCUCCUAUUACGCCGGCCAAGAACAUGCACAUCAAGCGAAAAGUCGACGAUGACGAUGAGCUGGACCUGCUAGAAUUCGAUACGCCUGAGCCAAAGCGUCGUCGACCAUCCUGAUUCCGAAUUUCGCGACCUCCCUAUCCGCUGGACAACAACCUGCUCAGCAGCUGCAUGACCACAAGGCCCUGGACCGCAUACAGAGAGCCCGCCUCGACGAUCACCGCCGGACAUUAUCGACCUGACUAACACUUGCCAAUACUAACAUUCUAGGUCACACCCGUAAACGUGACUCCUUUACGACAUUUUUCUUCUUGUAUUCACCAACACCCCAAUGGAUUAUACCCUUCGAGACCCUACAUUCCCCUGUACUACUAACUUUAGGCCCUUUUUAACGUUCAACUUUGCGACAAUGCCUUGAAAUUCGAGGGCCCUCCCAGUGCCAGAGUUGGCACGCUACAGCAGAUUCUCCUCGACGUUGGAACAUCUGGCAGCUCAAAUGAUACGCUCACAACUUAUGGUGGCUGCAAUGGUCGGGUGGGAGGGUUUGCAGCUCACUGUAAGUAAUUUGAAGAGGAGCAGGACCACGAGAUUCGCUAGGCAGAGUCGCGCUGCGGCGGAACAGGAAAAGCGAGCAAAUUAUGUGUUUUAUCUUAUCUUGUUUUCAAGGAGCUGAAGAUAGGGAACGGGACGAUACAGAGUCGUUAGCAUUGCUGCGUGGCGCGCGAGAGAGCUAGUCGCGUCCGAUAGUACGAGCGUUGACAUGGCCAUACUCCUUAGGUUGAGUGCCAAUAUCGACAUGGUCACAAAUCUACCUUACGCUUGGGCUUUUGAAAAAUGCAUGAGUUUUAGCAAGAUUUGACCCAGAGUGAAGAUAGAACAUGUCGUUCCAAGACGUCUGCUUCCCGUCACGCUUGGUGCUUAGCAUGCUCGGAAUAAGCACAAAGUCUACACUUUUACGGAGUAGUAACGGAUGUGUAGCGCACUGUAG
Messenger RNA from Exophiala xenobiotica, 3300 nucleotides. RefSeq lists its product as uncharacterized. The record is from RefSeq and is a predicted model, not a curated record. The coding region runs from base 291 to 2429 and encodes 712 amino acids. NCBI's taxonomy places the organism in Eukaryota, Fungi, Ascomycota, Eurotiomycetes, Chaetothyriales, Herpotrichiellaceae. The transcript has a single exon.